UUUGGUGAAAGCAAAUCACAAGGGCCUCCCAGAUUCAAGACUCCACCUCUCAGUGGGUGAAGCACAGGCUCAGAGGAUGGAAGGAACUGUGGGCAGCCCUCUUUGCUGAUAACCCACCAUGCUGUAGAUAAAUGGUUUUGCUAACUCUUCUAUGUGAUUUACCACGUGCCCUUUUGUGCCUGGCAGUGGCUGAGAAUCUCCACGUAUUACCUCAUUCAGCCUUCACAACAUCCCUGUGCUGUUUGCACGCACUACUUGUCAUCCCCAUUGAACAGAGGAAGAACGGAAGAGGUGAAGGUGACUUCCUCAGGACCGAGAGCUAGUGAGUGGUGGAGCUGAGAUCUGAAUGGAGGCAGUCAGGUUCCUGAGUCCAACCUGUCUGAUCAUGAUACUGCAUCUGAUCACCCUUGCGAACCACAUCUGGAGUCUUCCAAGCAGGAAAUCAGAGUCACCCACAGAGACUCGUUCACCCUCACUGGUCCACCCAGGCUACAAAUACUGUUAAUUCAUUCUCUCUGUCUCUCCCUCCCUCCCUCUCCCUCUCUCUCUGUCUCGGCUGGCUCUCUCUCUUCAGGCCUUAACCCCCUUCCUCAUCUCCUCCUUGGGCUCUUGCUCUAGACCCCCAUCUGGCCCCCUCCCCCUGUGCUUCCCUGAGCUCCCCAGCCCUCCAUGCCUCAGACACUUAUUGCCCUAAAAUUCAAGCUGACUGUGUCACUUUACCUAAAAGUUCUGCCAGCUCCCUAUCAUCUGUUACUGUUCAUAGUCUUUGGUGUGGAUGCCAGGCCCUUCACCACCUGUGCCUAGCGUGCCUCACCAUCGCCUUCACUCCAGCCACCCCAUACUCUGCUGUUACAUCCACACUCAUGCUCACUCACUUCCGUGUAUUUGUGCUGCAAUCAUUAAAUCAGCACUGACUCUGCUGGGCGCUUCGCUAGGAGAUGGAGGUACUAUCCUGACGAACACACCCACAGGGCUCCCUCAGAGCUUACAGGCUCAGUGCAGAUGCAGACCACUACAAGGUGGUGUGAUGUGUACUGUAAUGGGAGAAAUCUUGGGUGCUGAGCACACACAGGAUCACCUAACCCAGAAUAGGAGAAUCAGGGGAGGGAGCAUCUUUCAGGAAAUCUAAGCUGGAUCUUAAAGAACGAGUGAAAUCUAACCAGGUGAAGGGAGAAAGCAGAGUCACUCAUUCAUUCAUUUCUUUCUACUAAUAUUCACGGAGCACCAACUGUGUUCCAACCACUGUUCUAGAUGUUGGAAAUAGUGCAGUGAACAAAACAGACCAAAAGUCCCUGGCCUCAAGCCAAGAGAGCUCCAGUGCCUCUAGCCACAGAGACAGGGUGCACGUGGCAAGCCCGUUAGAUGUGUUAGAGCAACGUCCUCAGUGGGGACUGCGCGUUAGUGUCACGUGGGGAGCUUUGCGGCCUCCUGACGCCCAGGGCCUUGCCUCAAGUAAUUCAGUCAGAAUGCCAGGGAGUGGGCACGACACUGGUGUUUUUUAAACUCCCCAGGUGGUUGUACUGGGCAACCAGGGUUGGCAGCCACUGCAUUAGAUGAACUGACGAUCAGAGAAGAAGUUAGGGAGGUGAGCAGAGGCCAGACCACUGAGGGUCUUGUAAGUCCUGUUGGGAACUUUUGUCGUAAUUGUGAAGGCACCGAGAGCUAGUGCAGGAUUUAAGCAGGAUAAUGACAGCAUCAGAUGACUCCCACCCACCUACUCCUUUUUUUCCCCCUUUAACAAAGGCUCAAUCUAGAUGCUCUGUGCAGAAUGGAUUCACGUGGAGCAGAAGUGAACUGAUGUCAGUUUGGAGGCUGUUGCAGAAGCCAAGGACAAAUGAUGGUGCUGGGCUGUGGGGAUGGCAGUGAGGAGAGAGAGGAAGGGGCCACGGCUGAGAGAUGUAGAAGGAGACUAGACAGGACUCCGUGAUUCACCGGAAGUAAGGGAUACAGGAGGGCAAAUAGUUGUGGAAGGUUCCAGCUCGGGGAGCUGGGUCUGUAGUGAGCUUGGUGCAAGAUGAGCAGGUUUGGAGAGAGCUGGUGGGCCCAUGUGGGACCUGCUGCUUACUCCCUUGUUCUGCUGCCCGCAAUCCUGUGUUUUUUCUUCUCCACAUGACAGGGCACUUGUCUCAAAUAAGACCUGUUUUACACAUCUCUUCCUCCAGGAAGCCUAUCUGGAUUCUUCCAUCCAUUGGCUCUGGGUUUUUUUGUGAAAGCCUUUUCGAGAUGGUCAGUUUUGAGAAAUGCUGAUCCGAUCUUACCUCACUUUACAGGCAAGAACCGAAGUUUGGAGGUAGACGAGCAAGCGAGCGGUUUGCCCGGGCGCAGAGCAUGAAGGCCGGGCGGGCGCGGGGAGCGGGCGCCCGCCGCCCGGCGCGGGGGUGAGCGAGAGAGAGAGCGGAGCGCGUGUGGCCGGCGCCGCUCGGCCGGGAGCUCCCGCGCCCGCGCCCCGCGCCCCGCGCCCGCCGCCGCCGCCGCCGCCCCUGGUGCGAUGGCGCAGAAACCCCGUUGACAAGGCACUGCUUUUUCAUGACGUUGUCAUGGAUGAUGAUGAUGACUCGUGUCUCCUUGAUCUUAUUGGAGACCCACAAGCAUUGAACUAUUUUCUACAUGGACCUAGUAACAAAUCGAGCAAUGAGGACCUGACUAAUACAGGAUAUUCUGCAGCCAAUUCAAAUUCAAUUUUUGCCAACUCUAGUAAUGCUGAUCCUAAGUCAUCCCUCAAAGCUGUAAGCAGCCAGCUUGGAGAAGGGCCCAGUGAUGGACUGCCACUUUCAAGUAGCCUUCAGUUUCUCGAAGAUGAGCUUGAGUCUUCUCCUCUUCCUGAUCUCAGUGAGGACCAACCUUUCGACAUUCUUCAGAAAUCCUUGCAAGAGGCCAAUAUCACUGAACAAACAUUGGCAGAAGAGGCAUAUUUGGACGCCAGUAUAGGUUCAAGCCAACAGUUUGCACAAGCUCAGCUUCAUCCCUCUUCAUCAGCAUCCUUUACUCAGGCUUCUAAUGUUUCUAAUUACUCAGGUCAGACGCUGCAGCCUAUAGGGGUGACUCAUGUGCCUGUUGGAGCAUCGUUUGCAAGCAAUACAGUGGGUGUGCACCAUGGCUUUAUGCACCACGUGGGGAUCAGUGUGCCCAGCCAGCAUUUGUCUAACAGCAGUCAGAUUAGUGGUUCUGGUCAAAUACAGUUAAUUGGGUCAUUUGGUAAUCAACCUUCCAUGAUGACUAUUAAUAACCUAGAUGGAUCUCAAAUCAUAUUAAAGGGCAGUGGGCAACAGCCCCCAUCAAAUGUGAGUGGAGGGCUUCUGGUUCACAGACAGACUCCUAACGGCAACUCCUUGUUUGGGAACUCCAGUUCCAGUCCAGUAGCACAGCCUGUUACCGUUCCAUUUAACAGCACAAAUUUUCAAACGUCUUUACCUGUGCAUAACAUCAUCAUACAAAGGGGUCUUGCACCAAAUUCAAAUAAAGUCCCGAUUAAUAUCCAGCCAAAGCCUAUACAGAUGGGUCAGCAAAACACAUACAAUGUGAACAAUUUGGGAAUACAGCAGCACCACGUUCAACAAGGGAUCUCUUUCGCCUCUGCAAGCUCACCCCAGGGCUCGGUGGUUGGUCCGCACAUGUCGGUGAACAUUGUCAACCAACAGAACACAAGGAAACCAGUCACGUCACAGGCAGUGAGCAGCGCGGGGGGCAGCAUCGUUAUUCAUUCUCCCAUGGGCCAGCCUCACACACCCCAAAGUCAGUUCCUCAUACCUACAAGCCUUUCCGUCAGUUCCAACUCGGUACACCAUGUCCAGACCAUAAAUGGGCAACUUCUUCAGACUCAACCCUCUCAGCUCAUUUCUGGCCAGGUGGCCUCAGAGCAUGUCAUGUUGAACAGAAACUCCUCCAACAUGCUCAGGACCAACCAACCGUAUUCUGGACAGAUGCUUAACAACCAGAACACCGCCGUCCAGUUAGUGUCUGGGCAGACAUUCGCUGCCUCUGGAAGUCCAGUGAUAGUCAAUCACGCCUCUCCUCAGAUUGUUGGUGGACAGAUGCCCUUGCAGCAGGCGUCACCGACCGUAUUGCACCUGUCCCCUGGGCAGAGCAGCGUCUCCCAAGGAAGACCGGGCUUCACCACCAUGCCCUCGGUGACGAGCAUGUCAGGACCUAGUCGGUUCCCCGUGGUCAGCUCCUCCAGCACUGCCCAUCCUAGUCUCGGGUCUGCGGUUCAGUCUGGUGCAACAGGAUCAAACUUUACGGGAGAUCAGCUGACCCAGCCAAACAGGACUCCAGGACCGGUCAGUGUGUCUCAUCGUCUUCCAGUUCCUUCUUCCAAAUCUACCAGCACCUUCAGCACCACACCCGGGGUGGGAGCCCAGCAGCAGUUCUUCUGUCAGGCUCAGAAAAAAAGUUUGAAUCAGACGUCCCCCAUUUCUGCUCCCAAGACAGCAGAUGGCCUGAGGCAAGCACCCAUCCCCGGCCUCCUGAGCACCGCACUGCCAGGGCAGGAUUCUGGAAGCAAAGUUAUACCGGCGUCCUUAGGAACGGCACAGCCACAGCAGGAAAAAGGAGUUGGAUCAUCUCCUGGCCAGCCAGCUGUGCAGGUGGAUAGUCAUUCGGGAGGACAGAAGAGGCCUGCUGCAAAACAGCUAACGAAAGGAGCUUUCAUUCUCCAGCAGUUACAGAGGGACCAAGCCUACGCUGUGACACCUGACAAAAGUCACUUCCGCUCACUGAGUGACGCGGUGCAGAGGUUGCUCUCCUACCACGUGUGCCAGGGCUCCAUGCCCACGGAGGAAGACCUGAAGAAAGUCGACAAUGAAUUUGAAACAGUUGCCACUCAGCUCCUAAAAAGGACCCAAGCUAUGCUUAACAAGUACAGAUGCCUGCUCCUGGAAGACGCCAUGCGGAUCAAUCCCUCUGCUGAGAUGGUGAUGAUCGAUAGAAUGUUCAACCAGGAAGAAAGAGCUUCUCUGUCCCGGGACAAGCGUCUGGCACUUGUAGACCCUGAGGGUUUUCAGGCUGAUUUCUGUUGUUCCUUCAAAUUUGAUAAGGCUGCUCAUGAGACGCAGUUUGGCCGGAGUGACCAGCAUGGCUGUAAAACAACCAGCUCUGUGCACCUGACGGCCAAGGCCCAGGGCAGAGACCGAGCCAAACCAGGCCAGGCAGAACCAAUGAAUCAUGACCAGUUUCAUCUAGUGCCUAAUCACAUCGUGGUCUCCGCAGAAGGAAACACUUCUAAAAAAACCGAAUGCCUCGGUAGAGCACCAAAAUUUGACAAAAUGGGCUUAGUUCAGUACCGGAGUGCAUCCGAAGACAAAACCAGCCGGAGAGACUCAGUGAAAGGUGGCGAGUGCUCUCCUGGCCCCGAAGGGCACCGGAAGAACUCGUCCAGACCUGAUCACGGUCCUGAGAGCAAACUCUCAAGCAUCCUAGUGGAUUCUCACCUGGAGAUGACGUGUAACAGCUCCUUCCAGGACAAGACUCUGAGGAGUUCUCCAAAGAAUGAAGUUUUACACACAGACAUCAUGAAAGGGUCUGGCGAGCCCCAGCCUGACCUCCAGCUCACUAAGAGUUUAGAAACAACUUUUAAGAAUAUCUUGGAACUCAAAAAGGCUGGGCGGCAGCCCCAGAGUGACCCCACGGUUAGCGGCUCUGUUGAGUUAGAUUUCCCCAAUUUUUCUCCAAUGGCUUCGCAGGAAAACUGCCUGGAAAAGUUCAUCCCGGACCACAAUGAAGGCGUUGUAGAAACUGACUCCAUUUUAGAAGCAGCUGUAAAUAGUAUCCUAGAGUGUUAGUAGCCACUGGCCCCCUGUCCCGCCCCGAGACCCCGCCCCGGACAAGUUACAUCCUUUCCUGGCAAAAGCAAUGGAAACGGUCUCCUGUCUCCAGCCUGCUUGAUCUUUCAUCACAGGUUAUUCUUUCUAAUCUCAAUCCCAUUCUUUGUUUAAGAGCAAUACUCGUCGUGGUUACAGGGAAAUCCUCUAGUAAAACUGAUCCUUGUUAGAAAGCAGUCUGAUAGGCCCUACACAUUUCAAGUGUUUUGAAAGUGCUUAGUCAUUUUUUAAAAUUUGUUUUAUUUAAAAAACAAAAAAACACUGUAACUCAAUGAGAUCACAGUACACUUGGCCCUGGGUAAAAUUCUGACAAUCAUAAGUCAUUUGAAAAGAACAGACUUAUUAAAGAAAAUCAAACAGGACUGGUAGAAGAUACUUUUUAAAGAGUAUCCCACUGCAUCUCCAAAUUUUGGCUUUGGGGGGCUUUGGGGUUGUCGUUGGCCAGGAGACCGUGCGGCUCUCCCCCGGCCGUCCCUGAGAAGGUAGUCCUGGCUCCGCGGGGCCCCGCAGCCCCGGUGCGAGCACCCGUAGUGCACAAGCCCGGCUCUGCAGGGCUUCCUUGUUCAUCGUUGAAGUGCUUUUCUGACGCUCCUGGAGCAAAACUCACCUCUUCAGCACAUCCGCAUCGAAUUUCAUCUAGGGAAUACUUGGUUCUGAGUUGCGACAGCAUGACCUGAGGUAAUUUCACCAGGCCAAAAAAAGGAAAAUGGAAACCGGUGAAGUGGCGCAUGUACAGGGGAGGCCGGGCUAGAGCCCUGAGGGAUCGAAUGUGUAUAUAUGUAAAAGCAUACAUAUGUCAACUAUUGAGAAAAACCAAGCGUUUUGCAUUCUGUAAUUGGAUCUAGUCAACAUACGACGUAUGUUUUUAUUGGUUUGCUGGGUUUGUUUCAUUUUACCUCUCUUUGCACCCUCUCCCACUACAAAUAGCCAAGCGUCAAAAGCACUUUCAUUUGAAAACUAUGUUGUAAUUUCUUAUCUUAAACUGUAAGGGGACUUUGGCCUUGUUUCUGCUUCUUGUUGUCUGAGAACAGUAGUCACUCCCGGCAGCAAUCAUUACCAAAACACAGACAAACCAAAGGUAACCAGGCAGCCCACCACUGAGAGGAAAGAUCUGAGACACGGGAUCCCCACUCGAGAUCCAAAGGACAAGCCCUGUCAUUGUUUGUGUUUGGCCCACGUUCAUGAUCGUGAGCAUGACUUACUGCUUUAUUUAUUUAUAUUUCUUUUCAGGGAGCUUUCCCCAUUUUCCUUUCUUGUAUACCUGCCCCAGGUCAUCCCAUUUCUGUGGUCACUUUCAUUCUCAACGUCAUGGUAACCAUCAGUAUCUCCUAGCACUGGGAAAGCUACAUACGGUAUUUUAUAUGUAGCCUCGUACACACAUGUGUGCACGUGUCUGAGUUGCUCAGACCCAGAGGUCGUUUUGGCUGCAGUGUGUACACACACACUCUCCCUCUCGUGUGCACGGGCUCUCAUGUAUUCUGUCCAUCUCCAACGGUCUUCACUGUAACACGUUGCCAAGAUCUGCGUAUGGUCUUCCCCAGAAUAGGGAGGACCCCAUUGUCAUCAUACUGGGUAUUCUUUUCCAGAUUGGCCUGCAAAGGAAAGGAAUGCUUCUGAUUACUAGAAAAUACAGCAACAGAAGACCUAGACUCUCCCUGCCCCUUUGUGCCGCCCCCCCUACCCCAAACACACACACAGAGAAACCCUGUGAGACAGCUAGUCUUCACAAAAACAAAAUACCUUCUCCCCACUCCUAGCCCCAAACCAACAGAAAUUGGAAAAUCUGGGCCAUUUUACGGUUGCCGUGUUUUCCUUAUUUGUGCCAAUGUCCAAGUUGCAGAUUUCCCCUUUUUCUGUAUUGUAACAUAUUAGAAAGAUAAGUUGGUAUUGCCAGUUGGAACUUUCUGUUUGGGCAGCCCUAGGGUAACACCCUGCCCUGAACCUCAUGAUUUCAUAGGCUCUUCUUCUCUUAGGGCUCAUGCUCCCCUAAUCCCUAGCAAGACUUAAAGAUGGUCCCUCCUGAUCAGAUUCUUCUCUUUGUGGAAAUUUAUACCUAGACCCUUCACGGAGGCUACUGAUGAGUUAUAUUAAUUCCUGAAUCAGUGGAAUUCUUAAGAGACCAGACAAGCUUCAUAUACACUUGUCACCUCUCUUUCUGCCCUGCCCCCCGUCCCAGCUUCUCAAUAUACCAUCUAAAAGGGUUUUUUUAAGCCCUGACACUUGUCUAGCAAAUGGAGAGCCUAAUUUACCAAAAUGAAACUUGUAAAUUUUUGUGUCCUUGUAUGUAAGUUUACUUUUUAUGGAGGAAAGAUUCUAGAUAAUGACAAAUGAAGAUUACAAAAUGUAUUUUACUCCUGUGAUUAGGUCAUAACUCGCAUGUCGAGUCCCCUCUGGUGAAGGGUAAGAGCCCAGCCUCCAAUGGCCAGCGUUCAAUUGUCCAGGUUCAUUAGUCAAGGUUAAGUUUUAGUACUCAGUAACAAAAUCAUUUUCUUUUCUUUCUUUUUUUUUUUCUGUUGUUGUUGUGGAAAAGUGUGAACUUGUUAUUAAGCAUUUGAUUUCCUGUGUCCUUAAGUACUGCCUAAAGAUAAAGCAAAUUUUAAACUGGCAAUUACGAAAAAGAACUAUUUUAGCUCUGAAGAAUUUAGUAGACUUUGUUAGAUUAGGGAGGCCUUACAGACUGACUUGACUUAAAAGAGGACGCGUCACUCACUGUCAGUGUGGUGUGGGCUUUAUUUGCUUAAAUACCUUCAUUUGUAUAGUAUGUCUCACUUGAAAUUGCUUUGUAUACAUUUUGUAAAAAUAUUUAUAAAAUGUUUUGUAAAAAAAAAAGUAUAACAAAUUGCAGUUUAUUUUGUUAUGUUGGAUAAAUACUGUUAAAAGAAACGAGUCAGUAACUAUAUUGUUAAUCCAUGGUUAGGAAAUGUUUAGUUGGAGAUUACAAAAUGAAACAACCAUUGCAAUACAGCCAAAGAUUUGGGAAACUGUGCAA
Molecule: messenger RNA, 8805 nt
Organism: Camelus dromedarius (Arabian camel)
Lineage: Eukaryota; Metazoa; Chordata; Mammalia; Artiodactyla; Camelidae
Gene: BICRAL
Product: BICRA like chromatin remodeling complex associated protein
Exons: 14
Coding region: 2538-5777 (1079 amino acids)
Biological process (GO): positive regulation of DNA-templated transcription
Cellular component (GO): SWI/SNF complex
Source: RefSeq, a predicted model, not a curated record